AUGGAAAACACAACAUCUCCUCUAGAUGUGCACAUUUUACCAUUUUUCUUGAAAACUGACCACAAAUUGUUCAUCUUUAGCUCUGUCUACUUUUUCUUCAUCUAUGUAUUUGGAAUUUUGGUGAACACAGUUAUCAUUGCAGUGAUAUGUUUGGACCUCCAUUUGCACACCCCGAUGUAUUUAUUUCUCUGCAACUUGUCUGUUGUUGAUGUUUGUUAUACAACUGUUUCCAUUCCAAAACUCCUCUACAUCUUAUUUUCUGGAAAUAAUUCAGUGCCAAUUACACAAUGCUUUAUACAAAUGUAUUUUAUGGUGCUAGCAGACAGUGCUGAGGCCACCAUUCUAUUUCUAAUGGCGUAUGACCGAUAUGUUGCAAUUUGUCACCCUUUGCACUAUCAUCGUAUACUUAAUAAGAACGUCUGCAUAUUAUUAAUGAUGGUCAUCUGGAUUGGUGGGAAUGUAAAUUCAUCUUUAUUUAUAAGUUCGGUCUUAGAUUUUAUUUUCUGCUCCUCUGUUACCAUUCACCAGUUUUUCUGUGAUGCUAAAGCUCUCAUCAAAAUUUCCUGCGGUGGCACUGAAGUGUUUUAUAUUGUCGUGUAUGCAGAUUAUUUUGUAUAUGUGCUCUGUCCAGUUAUGUGCAACUUGAUUUCCUAUGUAAAAAUUAUCAGGGUCAUACAACACAUUAAAUCUAAGGAUGGCAGAAAAAAAGCCUUCUCCACCUGUUCAUCCCACCUCACUGUUAUGGCCAUCUUCUAUGGAUCCGCUCUAUCUGUAUACAUGAUCCCACCAGCAGACCACUAUGAUCUACUUGAACAGGUCUUAACCAUGUUCUACACCACAGUGGUCCCUAUGCUGAACCCUCUCAUAUACAGUCUACGAAACAAAGACGUAAAGAGUUCUUUGCGAAAACUAGUUUUGUAGCACUCACAAGUAGGGAUGAGGUUUAGAUUUUCCACUAUCGGGGAAAAUUAUGUAGUUGCUAAGGAUC
Messenger RNA from Rana temporaria (common frog), 988 nucleotides. RefSeq names its product olfactory receptor 1M1-like. The record is from RefSeq and is a predicted model, not a curated record. Gene Ontology annotation, cellular component: membrane. Gene Ontology annotation, biological process: G protein-coupled receptor signaling pathway. Lineage: Eukaryota; Metazoa; Chordata; Amphibia; Anura; Ranidae. The transcript has a single exon. Gene Ontology annotation, molecular function: olfactory receptor activity; G protein-coupled receptor activity. Bases 1 to 921 code for a protein of 306 amino acids.